Molecule: messenger RNA, 1462 nt
Organism: Cloeon dipterum
Lineage: Eukaryota; Metazoa; Arthropoda; Insecta; Ephemeroptera; Baetidae
Product: transmembrane protease serine 9-like
Exons: 8
Coding region: 7-1209 (400 amino acids)
Biological process (GO): proteolysis
Molecular function (GO): serine-type endopeptidase activity
Source: RefSeq, a predicted model, not a curated record
AGCAUAAUGUUACGGUUCAGAAAGAUGCUGGUUCUGCUGUUUAUGCUGACAUCAACUCUGGUGGUAGUCGCGGUGGAAAAUACUAGUUCAGAUGCUAAAUUACAAGCAAAUUCUAAGCGAAUUGCUGGAAACGAAUUCCAACACGUCUUCAAUGCUUUUGACAAAUCUCAAGGACUGCCCAAAAUACAUCUUAAUCGAGUCUUUGAUGAUCCCACUGCGACACCAGGGCAGUUCCCAUGGAUGGCUUUCCUCGUUUCUGACAUGGGUCAAGAUUUUAGCGGAACGUUAAUAUCGGAUCAGUGGAUUCUCACUUCUGCAUUUUACUGCUCAUUGUAUAACGUGAGCUUAAUAAUUUUGGGUGUCAUCGACUAUACCUACAUAAUUGAUUAUCCAACGAUAAUAGACAAUUAUAAUUACACUUGCCAUGAGCACGAGCUAUACAAGCCAUAUGAUAUGAGUAAUGAGCACAACAUAGCUCUGAUCAAGAUGCUACAACCGGUCACUUUUACAGUUAAUAUUAUGCCCAUACAACUUCCUUCUGUAAAUGAUGCCACGAAGGAUUUUACAAAUGUUCCUAUGACAGUUGGUGGAUUUAUGCCACUGAGCAAUUGUUAUGAUUAUGAGAAAGCCCGCUCUACAACAAACCUCUCUCUGAAUUUCGAAGAAUUGCAGGGGGUUAGCUACACUAAGUGCUCUGCAACGCUCAGUGCAGAAUAUGGGAUUACUUUGCCUGAAUCCGCAAUCUGCACAGGCAACACCAGCCUUGGACUCUGUGGUAAUGAUCAAGGCGCUUCUUUAUUCUACAAGGACCAAAAUGGAUCUUGGGUUAUUGCAGGCAUUCUCGCAUAUAAUCGCUAUCAGUAUUGCUACGACGUCAAUCCGACAGUCUUUAUCAGAGUUAGCUCAAAUCUUGAUUGGAUAUCUACGAUAACUGGAAUGGGACUAUCAACUAGCACACCAAUAGUAACCACUGGAAAGACCUCAACUACCUCAAGUACUACUAAACCAACCUCUAGCUCUACUGGAAAAACCACCUCGUCCACUAAAUCUCCAAGCACGACGACCACUAAACCUUCAAGCACGAAGACCGCCACAAAGACAACCACCAAAACGACCACCAAGACCACAACCAAGACCACCACAAAAACCACCCCGAAAACUUCAACAACUAAGAAAUCUAGCAGCACCACCAAAAAAGCUUCUGGAUAAAAUUUACUUUGAUAUCAUGCUCAGACAUCUGUUUAUGUUUGAAAUACGAUCUAUAUCUACUGGCAAAAUUGCCAUUUUAGCAAAAAGGAGUAUUUAAAUUUUCUCAUAUGUAUUGCGUAGCAUCAGUUUAGGAAAUGGGUCGUAGAAAAUGUCGAAAAAUGAUCAAAUUGUCAAUUUUCAAUAAUUUCUGUUUGGAUUGUAUUAAAAUUUGAGAAAAAAAUCAAAAGUAGUGCUUACGUUUAUUCAGCUGGAA